CCCGGAGCACUGUGUUCGAGGCUUGUUCAGGGGCGGGUAGGUAGCGGUUGGUUAAUGUUUAACCGCUCGCUGGGGACGUUGAAGCUGCGGUCCUGGUCUCUGGCUCCUCCCCAUUCCUGGAGCGCCCCCAGCCGGGGGAACAGAUCUGCCCUCCUAUGUCUGUGGUGUCGCCUGCAGGGCUGCCUCUGCCUGUUAGGGGUCCCCUGGCUGCUGUGGCCCUCUGAUUACCUGCCUACCUUUUGCGCUUGCUGGACUUCAGAUCUGACCCCACACCUGCCUGUUACCUUGGGAGUGUCCGCCUCCCCUCCCGGCCAGCACGAUGCCCAUCCUCAAGCAGCUAGUGUCCAGUUCUGUGCACUCCAAGCGCCGCUCUCGUGUGGACCUCACAGCAGAAAUGAUCAGUGCCCCUCUGGGUGACUUCCGCCACACUAUGCAUGUGGGCCGGGCUGGAGAUGCCUUUGGGGAUACCUCCUUUCUCACUAGCAAGGCGGGUGAGGCUGACGGUGAGUCCCUGGAUGAGCAGGCCUCCUCCUCAUCUUCUAAACGCAGCCUCCUGUCCCGCAAGUUCCGGGGCAGUAAACGGUCACAGUCGGUGACCAGAGGGGACCGGGAGCAGAGAGACAUGCUGGGCUCCCUUCGGGACUCAGCACUGUUUGUCAAGAAUGCCAUGUCCCUUCCUCAGCUCAAUGAGAAGGAAACCACUGAGAAGGGGUCCAGCAAGCUACCCAAGAGCCUGUCAUCCAGCCCUGUGAAGAAGAUAGAUGCUGGAGAUGGUGGCCAGGAGACAGGCUCUGGGGACAUGGGUCCCCCUCGGAAUGGGGCCACAGGCCCCCACUCUCCUGACCCACUCCUUGAUGAGCAGGCCUUUGGGGACUUGACAGAUCUGCCCAUUGUGCCCAAGGCCAGUUAUGGACUGAAACAUGCUGAGUCCAUUAUGUCCUUCCACAUCGACCUGGGGCCCUCCAUGCUGGGGGACGUCCUCAGCAUCAUGGACAAGGAUGAGUGGGACCCAGAGGAGGAAGAGGGUGGCGGAUACCGUGACAAAGAAGGCCCUAGCAGCAUGGUCCAGGCUCCCCCUUUGCUGGAGGUAGCUCCUCCUAUAGGAAGACAGGAAAGCAAGGCCAGCUCGGACCAGGCCUCCAUGCUGCCCCCACAUGCUCUGGAGGAUGACGGGUGGGCGGCAGCAGCCCCCAGCCCCAGCUCAGCACGCAGUGUGGGGAGCCACACCACUCGGGACAGCAGUUCCCUGUCCAGCUGCACCUCAGGCGUCCUGGAGGAGCGCAGCCCAGCUUUCCGAGGCCCAGACAGAGCCCGGGCUGCUGCUCCAAGGCAGCCAGACAAGGAAUUCUCCUUCAUGGAUGAGGAAGAGGAAGAUGAGAUCCGAGUUUGAGCUGGACAGAAAGUUGACAGUAGCUUCCGCAACUCUGGGUUGCAUCUUUUCCCUGCUGCUGCCGCCUUCACUAUGACCUUUGACCUUCCUAUGUAGGUGCAGCUAAGAGCCUCAUACUGGAGUAGACCCUGGACCUCGGGGAUUGGGGUGCCAGGGAGGUAGCAUGGGUACUGAUGGCCGGACUCGGACCUGACCUUCCUUUACUACAGCAGCCUGGGACAGCAGUGUCCCAGCAGGAAUCCAUUCCCCUCUCUGGGCCCCUGCUUCCAGCCUGGCCUCGGAUGGAUGCCAGACGUUAGUUUGUGUUUCUGCAGCAAUGGUAGGGCAGCCAAGUGUGGCCUUCUCUCCAGGGUCAUGGACACUUAGCUCCCUUUUUUCACCUGAUGUCUGCUGCCUACCAGGAAGGUAUAUGCAGCAGGAGACGGGUGGUCAUACGUCCAGGCUCUUCUUUCCUUCACCCCUGGCUCCUCACUGGAAGCCUGGUGCUCUUUGGGUUCAGCUGGGGCAGGGGACAGCCUCAACCAAUACACUAAACCUAGUCCUUCCCAGGGGCCAGGACAGGGUGGGGGGCAGAAGGAACUCCCCCAGCCCCCAGCUUCUUGGGUUUUCAAGAAGGGGCCCUUCCUCAGUGACACAGGAACAGGAAGGGCUAGCUCUGCCCUACGGGUGUAUUUGUUUGUUUGUUGUUAUUAUGUUUGAACCUGAAUAGUGGGGUAUCAAAAUCCCCUACCAGGAGAGUAUAAUCCUGUUAGCGAGAUUGUCUUGGUGGCACAGUGCCUGUUAGCUUACUCAAGUCUGGGUACUACAGACCCUGUCCAGGUUGAACUAUCGGGGGG
This is a messenger RNA of Peromyscus eremicus (cactus mouse), 2226 nucleotides long. RefSeq names its product CDC42 effector protein 4 (gene Cdc42ep4). The coding region runs from base 320 to 1390 and encodes 356 amino acids. The record is from RefSeq and is a predicted model, not a curated record. Lineage: Eukaryota; Metazoa; Chordata; Mammalia; Rodentia; Cricetidae. The transcript is spliced from 2 exons.